UGACAAAAUCCCAGACCAUCCAAAAACCCUAGCUUCUCCUUUAACUACAAAACCACUCCCAUUUUCUCCUCGAGACCCAUAUCAAACACAAACCCUAGCCGCAGUCUCCAUCACCACAGCUACCACAAUGAAGUACAACCCAAGAGUCUCCUCCUCCCGCCGAAAGAACCGUAAGGCCCACUUCUCGGCGCCAUCCUCCGUGCGUCGUAUGCUCAUGAGCGCACCACUUUCCACUGACCUCCGUCAGAAAUACAACGUGAGAUCCAUGCCUAUCCGAAAAGACGAUGAGAUCCAAGUUGUUCGUGGGACAUACAAGGGAAGGGAAGGGAAGGUUGUCCAGGUUUAUAGGAGAAAAUGGGUUAUUCAUGUCGAGAGGAUUACAAGGGAAAAGGUUAAUGGCUCCACUGUUAACGUGGGAAUUAACCCUUCGAAGGUGGUGAUUACCAAGCUCAGACUUGAUAAGGACAGGAAGUCCCUGCUGGAUCGCAAGGCUAAGGGGCGUGCUGUUGGUGAUAAGGAUAAGGGGACCAAGUUCACUGCUGAGGAUAUCAUGCAGAGCGUGGACUGAUUCAUCAUGAGGUUUUUGUUUUUGAAGGCUUAAUGAUAGGCUGUGUUUGGUUUUACAAGUACUUGUUUUUGUCUUAAUUACUAAGCAUAUUCUUAAUCAGUUUAAUUGAAUGUCAUGUGGAUUUUAUUGAGGCGUAAGAAAAUGUGUUUGAACUGCCGUU
This is a messenger RNA of Populus euphratica (Euphrates poplar), 728 nucleotides long. Its product is annotated as 60S ribosomal protein L26-1-like. NCBI's taxonomy places the organism in Eukaryota, Viridiplantae, Streptophyta, Magnoliopsida, Malpighiales, Salicaceae. The record is from RefSeq and is a predicted model, not a curated record. Gene Ontology annotation, cellular component: ribosome; large ribosomal subunit. Gene Ontology annotation, molecular function: RNA binding; structural constituent of ribosome. The transcript has a single exon. Gene Ontology annotation, biological process: translation. The coding region runs from base 128 to 568 and encodes 146 amino acids.